AUGAACAACAACUACAACAACGACGAUAUUAUCGUCAUCUCCUCUGACGAGGAGUCAGAAACCUCCACCACCAGCACCGAGGAAGACCAGUACCAUAGAUUCCGACGGGAGAAUCUAUGGUCCCCCCCACCAAGGGCGAGGACACCAACCGCCAACACCUCGCCAAGGCCGGCCACGCCGUCGUUUUCGCCAAGGCCGCACAACGCCGAGGAGUGGCCCCCAGCCCCGACACCGGAGACAGCACCACCCGGGCGGAAGAGCCCCCCGCUGUUCACCCGUAGACCGUCGGGGCAUCGCCACCAAGGCGACCCCCGCACGCCGCCCCGACCAGCUGAGCCCAAGAACAGCCCCGAAACGGAGCCAACCGUUGACGAGGAACCAUACGCCCGCCGCGUCUACAAGGAAGUGGAGAAGUACCACUACACCAAGACGUCCUGGGGCAUCAGGGUGACCCCGAUCCACCCCACCGCGGUGGAUGUACUCGUUCCCCCAGGACAGAGCGCGAAGAGGUACUGCGGGUUAUACCGAAAGCAAUUUGGGACAUGCGAGUCGGAGGAGGAAGGUACAAGUCCCGGCCCCAGCAGGAAAAGGCGCCACUACGAUUAA
This is a messenger RNA of Drosophila obscura, 606 nucleotides long. Its product is annotated as sulfated surface glycoprotein 185-like. The record is from RefSeq and is a predicted model, not a curated record. Bases 1 to 606 code for a protein of 201 amino acids. Lineage: Eukaryota; Metazoa; Arthropoda; Insecta; Diptera; Drosophilidae. The transcript has a single exon.